Molecule: messenger RNA, 2162 nt
Organism: Cajanus cajan (pigeon pea)
Lineage: Eukaryota; Viridiplantae; Streptophyta; Magnoliopsida; Fabales; Fabaceae
Product: diacylglycerol O-acyltransferase 1A
Biological process (GO): triglyceride biosynthetic process
Cellular component (GO): endoplasmic reticulum membrane; chloroplast envelope
Molecular function (GO): diacylglycerol O-acyltransferase activity
Source: RefSeq, a predicted model, not a curated record
UUGGUUGUGAUUUAACGUGGGGGCUAAGGUUGGUGGUAAUGCAAAUUGCGAAUGAAGUAUGAAGCAGUUGUGCAUGGAAUGUAGCGUUGUGUGUGAGAGAAGAGAGAAUACGUGUCCAAGAAUUACAAUUAGAAAAGACGGCAUUUACGUGUCAACUUGAGCAAUCUCAAUGUGGCUUCGUUCUCUUCUUAUUAAUCCCUCCCUUUUUAUUCCAUUCAGAUUUCAGAUUCCUUUCUAUCUUUCCGCAUUCUGUUUCUCUCUUUCCUCCUUUUAUAAAUUAAUAUAUUUUUAAAUUAAUUAUUUAUUAAAUAUGGAGAAGACCGAGUAAGAAGACGGUCGGUCUUCUUCUCCCAUGGCGAUUGCCGACGACUCCGCUUUCAGCCACUCCUCCCUCCGCCGGAGGCCCACCGCCACAUCGGACACUUCCGCCGAAGACUUGACCAAGGAUUCUGGCUCCGACGACUCCAUCAGCAGCGCUGCUAAUCCGCAACCGCAGAAAAAGCAACAGCUCGAUAGCUCCCUCCUUAAAUUCGCCUACCGUCCUUCCGUUCCCGCUCACCGCAGAGUCAAGGAAAGUCCGCUUAGCUCCGACAACAUUUUCCGUCAGCUGCAGAGUCACGCGGGCCUCUUCAACCUCUGUAUAGUAGUCCUUGUUUCCGUCAAUAGUCGACUCAUCAUCGAGAAUUUAAUCAAGUAUGGCUGGUUGAUCAGGUCUGGCUUUUGGUUUAGUUCCAAGUCACUCAGAGACUGGCCACUCUUCAUGUGUUGUCUUUCUCUUGUGCUAUUUCCCUUUACUGCCUUCAUAGUGGAGAAGUUGGCACAACGAAAGUGUAUUCCUGAACCAGUUGUUGUUCUACUUCACAUAAUCAUUACUUCAACUUCACUUAUCUACCCAAUUUUAGUAAUUCUCAGGUGUGACUCUGCUUUUCUAUCAGGCGUCACAUUAAUGCUAUUUGCUUGCAUUGUAUGGUUAAAAUUGGUGUCUUAUGCACAUACCAACUAUGAUAUGAGAGCACUUACCAAAUCAGUUGAGAAGGGAGAAGCACUACCCAAUACUCUGAAUAUGGACUAUCCUUACAAUGUGAGCUUCAAGAGCUUGGCAUACUUCAUGGUUGCCCCUACAUUAUGUUACCAGCAAAGCUAUCCUCGCACACCUUAUAUUCGAAAGGGUUGGGUGAUUCGUCAGCUUGUCAAGCUGAUAAUAUUUACAGGAGUUAUGGGAUUUAUAAUAGAACAAUACAUCAAUCCUAUUGUACAAAAUUCGCAGCAUCCUUUCAAGGGAAACCUGCUCUAUGCCAUGGAGAGAGUUCUGAAGCUUUCUGUUCCAAAUUUAUAUGUGUGGCUCUGCAUGUUCUAUUGCUUUUUCCACCUUUGGUUAAAUAUACUGGCAGAGCUUCUUCGAUUUGGUGAUCGUGAGUUUUACAAGGAUUGGUGGAAUGCCAAAACUGUUGAAGAAUAUUGGAGGAUGUGGAAUAUGCCUGUUCACAAAUGGAUGAUCCGCCACCUAUAUUUUCCAUGUUUAAGGCAUGGCAUACCGAAGGCCGUUGCUCUUUUAAUUGCCUUCCUGGUUUCUGCUUUGUUCCACGAGCUGUGUAUUGCUGUUCCCUGUCACAUAUUCAAGUUGUGGGCUUUCGGUGGAAUUAUGUUUCAGGUUCCUUUGGUCUUGAUCACUAAUUAUCUGCAAAAUAAAUUCAGAAACUCAAUGGUGGGAAACAUGAUUUUUUGGUUCAUAUUCUGUAUUCUUGGUCAACCUAUGUGUGUACUGUUAUACUACCAUGACUUGAUGAAUAGGAAAAACAAACUUGACUAAAGCUAGCAUUACAUUAUUAAUCGUGCGUGUGGAUGAGCUCUUCAAUUUUCAGAGUGUACAAUUGAUGUGGAUAUGUUGGUCAAUACUGUUUUCCACGUGAUAUGCCACUUCACAAGGCUAAUUCAUCUUGAUCUAUGUGAUUACCAACAUUCCUCUGGCAGUUGUAUCAAUAUCUGCAAUUUUGAAAGCCAUGCACUCAUAUUGAUAACUGCCAAGGAACAAUGUUGAUUAGUAGAGGAAUAGAUUGAUGUAAAUGGUUUAAUGCUCAAUAUAUUUAUUUCUUCCUAGUCUUGAAGAUCAACGGGGUCGAAUGAUGAUGCCUUUUUAAUAUAUAGCAUUUUUUGGUGCCGCA